Scaptodrosophila lebanonensis is the source of this 2372-nucleotide messenger RNA. Its product is annotated as pyruvate kinase. The record is from RefSeq and is a predicted model, not a curated record. NCBI's taxonomy places the organism in Eukaryota, Metazoa, Arthropoda, Insecta, Diptera, Drosophilidae. The transcript has a single exon. Gene Ontology annotation, molecular function: pyruvate kinase activity; magnesium ion binding; potassium ion binding. Gene Ontology annotation, biological process: glycolytic process. Bases 131 to 2344 code for a protein of 737 amino acids. Gene Ontology annotation, cellular component: cytoplasm.
GGACCGUGGGCCCUUUGCCUCGCAUCUCGACUACAAGUCGCGACUGCAAUACAAUGCGCCUAAAGGGUCCUUCCCGCUGAGUGGGAUCAUUUGCACAAUAGGGCCGGCCACAAACAAACCUGAUGUACUCAUGAAACUCAUGGACGCUGGCAUGCGAGUGGUACGACUGAACUUCUCCCAUGGCUCUCAUGAAAACCACAGCAAGACUAUAGAAAUCGCACGCAAGGCCAUCAUUUGCUACUCUGCCAGGAAGGGAUAUUCCAAAACUGUUGCCAUCGCAUUGGAUACCAAAGGACCGGAGAUUCGAACGGGUCGCUUAGCGGGUAGCGAUACAGGUGAAGUCGAAUUAAAGCAAGGUGAUAAAAUAAAGCUAUCUACUAAAAAGGAUAUGGAGGAUAAGGGCUCCAAAGAUGUCAUAUAUGUCGAUUAUCCAAACAUAACAAAGAUCUUGAAGCCCGGAAAUCACAUUUUUAUAGACGACGGGCUCAUUUCGCUGCUGGUGAAGGAAAUAGCCGGCGAGGAGUUGUCAUGCGAGGUAGAAAACGGUGGCAAGUUGGGUUCGCGUAAGGGCGUGAAUCUGCCGGGGGUGCCCGUUGAUUUGCCCGCAGUAACCGAAAAGGACAAGGCGGACUUAAAGUUCGGCGUACAGCAAAAAGUAGACAUGAUAUUCGCUUCGUUCAUACGAAAUGCCAAAGCGCUCGAAGAAAUACGCAAAGUCUUGGGCCCAGAAGGUAAACACAUUAAGAUAAUAUCGAAGAUUGAAAAUCAGGAGGGUAUGCAGAACAUAGACGCAAUUAUUGAAGCCUCUGACGGAAUUAUGGUAGCACGUGGAGAUCUAGGAAUAGAGAUUAAAGCUGAAGAGGUACCUCUAGCGCAAAAGGCAAUUCUCGCUAAAUGCAACAAGGUUGGCAAACCCGUCGUUUGUGCAACUCAGAUGCUGGACUCUAUGACAACCAAACCGCGGUCCACGCGCGCCGAGGCUUCGGAUGUGGCAAAUGCAAUCUUCGAUGGCGCUGACUGCGUGAUGCUGUCCGGCGAAACAGCCAAAGGGAAGUACCCUGUCGAAACUGUAAAGUGUAUGGCCGACAUUUGCUCUAAAGUGGAAGCCGUGCUCUGGUACGAACGGAUUCAGAACGAUAUAAAGGCCGUUGUGAAGUCUCAAACUGCAGAUGAAAUAUCUGCGGUGUCCUCGGCAAUUGCUGAGGCUGCCACAAUAAGCCAAGCCAAGGCGAUCAUCGUAGGCAGUCCGUGUGCACUUAUCUCCCACAUCGUUAGUCAGUUUAGACCCAAUUGCCCAAUUGUCUUGCUAACAGGUUGUCCGGUGCAAGCACGGCAGUCGGUGAUCUUCCGGGGCGUCUAUCCGAUCGUUUUGGAGGAAAUGGCAACGGGCUGCACUGGUUUUAGACGAGUCCUUCAGAAAGGCAUCAACAUUAUGGCUAAAAUGAAAAUGCUCGAGGUUGGUAAGACCGUUACUGUUGUGAUCGUUGAUGCUAUGAAAGCGGAUAAAAUAUCAUUCCGACUGUUGUCCAUAAAGCAGAAAUGCACAAAGGCGGAAGACGAAAAGUUAUUGGAGCUACAAUGCCAAGAACUGGCUAAGAAGGAUAAGUGCAAGGAAAUGGCUGAAAAACAGAAGGCUAAAGCGGAGGCGGAGAAAAAGAAAUGCGAGGAACAGGCAGCGAAAGACAAAUGCAAGGCUAUGGCCGAGAAAGAUAAAUGUAAAAAGCCAGAUGAAAAGGAGAAAUGUGGGGAUGACGCCAAAGAAAAGGCUGAGAAAGAGAAGUGCAAGGCAAUGGCAGAAAAAGAGAAAUGCAAAAAAUCGAAUGAAAAGGAGAAAUGUGGGGAUGGUGGAAAAGAUAAAGGUGAGAAAGAUAAGUGUAAGGCAAUGGCAGAAAAAGAGAAAUGUAAAGCAAUGGCCGAGAAAGAGAAAUGCAAGGCAAUGGUGGAAAAGGACAAAUGUAAGCAAAAGAAAAAUAAAUGCGGAAAUGAGGGCAAGAACGAUAAAUGUAAAGAAAUGGCAGAGCAAGAAAAAUGCAAGAAAAUGGCCGAAGAAGAAAAAUGCAAUGCAUUGGCUGAAAAGGAAAAAUGCGGCGAAAAACUAAGUGACAAGGAGAAGGCUGAGAAAGAGAAGUGCAAAAUGAUGGCUCUAAAAAAAGAAUGCCAGGCACUGUCCGAUAAGGAAAAAUGUGCCAAUAAGCAAAUGGACGAUUUACAGAAAUAUGCAGAAAAAUGUAGGGAGGAUGCAAUUAGAGAAAAAUGCAAGGAAAGGGCCCAGAAAAAGAAGGCAGAGAAGGAAAGCGCCGAGAAGAAAGAAGACAAGCCAAAAGCCACUGAUAAGAAAAAAUAGUAAUAGCACGAAGGUUCCCCAAAUUGGA